AUGGUGAUUAUUGGCGGCAUGGCUCAGAGCAUUCCAUCGUGGGAAGCUCAAAUUCCGUCCUUGUCGCAAUCGAGGGAUGUACUUCUCUACGAAGCACGAGGACAAGGACCUCCACCAACAAAGGAGAGAUCGGUUGAAUCCUUCAAAGAUGUCUCGUUGCCGGCGCAAGCCAACAUGCUAAUGGAAACUUUGGACGAGAUAUUGGACAAGUCGCAACGACACCAACAACGAGUGGAUCUUGUGGGAUUCUCCUUGGGUGGUCGGAUUGCUCUUGCCACUUGUAUUUUGUUUCCCGAACGGAUUCGCAAGGUGCACAUUACGGGGGUAUCAGCCGAUCGAUCGCCACUGGGGCACUUGACUGUGGCAUCGUGGAAAGAUCAUGUUCGGAAUGGCGACACUCUACGGUCGUUUGCGUGGUCCGUCUUGUUGACCACCUAUUCGUCCAAGACGAUCCAGUACUGGACCGACAAUCCGGAUUAUUUUUACACCAUUCUAGACUUUGUGGCCGAGCAAAAUACACGGGAAGGAUUGCUGGCUCUGUUGGAGCAAUGUCAUGCCAAAGAUGACGACGACGAGUGGUCUACCACCUCCAUGGCGAGUCGAUUUCCUUUGGGGAAAAUUAAUGGUCGUGCCUGUGUGGGAAGCAUGGAUCAGGCCAUGGCACCAGUGGCUCAAGUCGAGGCUCUUUGUGAAAUGCUACAAUGGGAUCCUCCAACUGUCUUGCCCGACUGUGGCCAUGCUGCACCCAUGGAACAACCACGGCAAUGGAGAAAGAACGUCCUCGAAUUUCUAGAUCUAAACGACUAG
Messenger RNA from Seminavis robusta, 807 nucleotides. The record is from the annotation of a GenBank genome assembly. Lineage: Eukaryota; Bacillariophyta; Bacillariophyceae; Naviculales; Naviculaceae.